CUCACUUCUCUCAUUCCUACACUCACCUUCCUCUCUAUAUAUUAAACCCUAUCUACUUCACUCUUCUUCUAACUCUAAUCUCUCUCUCUCUCUUUCUCUUUACUCUGUUUUUGUUAUCUCUCUAUCUUUCUCUUAAAGAAACAAACAUGACGGUGGUUAGAGAGUACGACCCGAGCCGAGACUUAGCCGGCGUGGAGGACGUGGAGCGACGGUGUGAGGUCGGACCAAGCGGCAAGCUUUCUCUAUUCACCGACCUUUUGGGUGACCCGAUUUGUAGAAUCCGACAUUCACCGACCUAUCUCAUGUUGGUGGCUGAGAUGGGUACGGAGAAGAAGGAGAUAGUGGGCAUGAUUAGAGGAUGUAUCAAAACCGUUACAUGUGGCAAAACACUCGAUUUAAAUCAUAAAUCCCAAAACGACGUCGUUAAGCCUCUUUACACUAAACUCGCUUACGUUUUGGGCCUUCGUGUCUCUCCUUUCCACAGGAGACAAGGGAUUGGGUUUAAGCUCGUGAAGAUGAUGGAGGAAUGGUUUAGACAAAACGGUGCUGAAUAUUCGUAUAUUGCAACUGAGAAUGAUAAUCAAGCUUCUGUGAAUUUGUUCACCGGAAAAUGUGGUUAUUCGGAGUUUCGUAUGCCGUCGAUUUUGGUUAAUCCGGUUUACGCUCAUCGAGUUAAUGUCUCGCGGCGAGUCACGGUUAUUAAACUAGACCCGGUUGAUGCUGAGACGUUGUACCGAAUCCGGUUUAGCACAACCGAGUUUUUCCCGCGAGAUAUUGAUUCUGUUCUUAAUAACAAACUCUCACUCGGGACUUUCGUCGCGGUGCCACGUGGUAGCUGUUAUGGAUCCGGGUCUGGAUCAUGGCCCGGUUCGGCUAAAUUCCUCGAAUACCCGCCCGAGUCUUGGGCCGUACUAAGCGUGUGGAAUUGUAAAGACUCGUUUCGGUUAGAAGUACGUGGCGCGUCGAGAUUAAGACGCGUGGUGGCUAAAACGACUCGCGUGGUUGAUAAAACGUUGCCGUUUUUGAAACUCCCUUCGAUACCAUCUGUUUUUGAGCCUUUUGGGCUUCAUUUUAUGUAUGGAAUUGGAGGAGAAGGUCCACGCGCGGUGAAGAUGGUGAAAUCGUUGUGUGCUCACGCGCAUAACUUGGCUAAAGAAGGAGGUUGUGGUGUUGUGGCGGCGGAAGUUGCCGGAGGAGAGCCGUUACGGCGAGGGAUACCACAUUGGAAAGUGUUGUCAUGUGCCGAGGAUCUUUGGUGUAUUAAACGGCUUGGGGAUGAUUAUAGUGAUGGUGUUGUUGGUGAUUGGACUAAAUCGCCACCUGGCGUUUCAAUUUUUGUAGACCCUAGAGAAUUUUAAACUUUUUUUUUUUCUUAUAAGUUAUUAGAUUUUAGAUCAUGUUAUUAGGGUUUUAGAAUUAAUCAUUUUGAUAUUU
Molecule: messenger RNA, 1434 nt
Organism: Arabidopsis arenosa
Lineage: Eukaryota; Viridiplantae; Streptophyta; Magnoliopsida; Brassicales; Brassicaceae
Source: the annotation of a GenBank genome assembly